AUGGCGUUAGUGGUGUUAUUGGAAUUAGUAGGUGGCAGUGGUGACCGUGGUAGCAGUGGUGGUGGGGGAAGUAGUAGUAGUAGCAGUUUGCCUUUGUCUUCCUUAUCUAGCUCUGGUGCUUUGGAUAGUGAACCUGAUGAUAAUGAGAUGGGUAGAUUACAAGCACUUUUGGAAGCAAGAGGUUUACCACCACAUUUAUUUAGUGCUCUUGGUCCUAGAGUUCAUCAUCUUCUUCAUCGAUCUAUGGGAAAUAAAACGAGUAGUAGAGCUCAUCAGUUGAUUCAAGGAUUACAAGCUCAAGGAGAUGAAGGACAACAGUUACAGGCUGUGAUGGAAAUGUGCCAAUUACUUGUAAUGGGAAAUGAAGAUACUUUAGCAGGUUUUCCAGCAAAGCAAGCAGUACCUGCUUUAAUAGCAUUACUUCAAUUAGAACAAAAUUUUGAUAUAAUGAAUCAUUCCUGUAGAGCAUUAACAUACAUGAUGGAAUCAUUACCACGGUCAUCAGCUAUCGUGGUUGACGCUAUUCCAGCGUUUCUUGAGAAACUACAAUUUAUUCAAUGUAUGGAUGUUGCAGAGCAAUCAUUAACAGCCUUAGAGAUGCUUUCUCGACGACAUAGUAAAGCUAUUUUACACGCUGGUGGUGUACCUGCUUGUUUAUCAUAUUUAGAUUUUUUCACAAUUAAUGCUCAACGAGCUGCACUUUCAAUAACUGCCAAUUGUUGUCAAAAUUUAACCCGAGAAGAAUUUUCUUAUGUUAAAGAUUCAUUGUCUACAUUGGGUUCCCAUCUGGUUAAAUAUCAAGAUAAAAAAUGCCUUGAAAGCUUGUGCUUAGCAUUUUCUCGAUUAGUGGAAAGUUUUCAACAUCAUCCAGAAAUUUUGCAACAAAUUACCGAGAACAAUUUAUUGUCAAAUAUUCAACAAUUAUUAUUGGUAUCACCACCAAUAAUCAGUACAGGAACAUUUGUAAUGGUGAUAAGGAUGUUGGCUACAAUGUGUGCUUCAUGUCCUCAAUUAGCAGUACAACUUCUUAAAUUGAACAUAGCCGAUACAAUUCGUUAUUUAUUGGUUGGUUCAAGUGCAACGAAAGAAUAUAUUGAAUUGACCACAAGAAGCCCACAAGAGCUUUACGAGAUAACUUCACUUAUCGGAGAAUUGAUGCCAAAGCUACCAACUGAUGGUAUAUUUAGUGUUGAUGGAUAUUGGUUGAAGCAAACAAAUGUGAUUCCAAGUGGAGUUACUUGGCAAUGGAAAGAUGAUAGAGGAAUGUGGCAUAAUUAUAGUGCUAUUGAUAGUAAAAUGAUCGAAGCUGCUCAUUUGGCAAGUGAAGAUGAAAUGAGUUUGACUACAAUGGGACGUACAUAUGUGAUAGAUUUUAAUUCGAUGCAACAAAUAAAUGAAGAUACUGGGACUUCACGUUUAAUUCAACGUCUAGUCAAUAAUUCGAUGGAACAACAUCAACAUCAUCCAUCAUCUGGUUUAGGUUUAUCUGGAGCUAUGAUGAUGAUGAUAUCAGGUGCAACAUCAGCCUCAGCAGCCGCAGCAGCCGCAGCAGCAUUAGGAGUACCUACAACACCACCACUAUCAUCCUCAUCAUCAUCAUCAUCACCAUCAUCUCAAGUAACAACAACAACAACAACUAAAUCACCAACAUCAAACACGAAAAAAACAAAAAUUGUUGGAAAUGAUACAAAGACUCCUUUGAAAAUUUGUAAUAAUUCAAUGGAUACAACGCCAGGUAAACAAGCUGAAAAUGAAGAAAUGGGAAAAGAUGUAAAUUCAAGCAAUAAUUCAAGUACUCCAAAUAAUACGCCACCGAAUAAGAUGCAUAAUCAUAAUAAUUCGCAUUCUUCUAUGAUGAAAGCAAUGAUGAUGAGCAAUGUUAAUGAAAAUGAUGCUCGAAUUCAAUGUUUAAAAGAAGAACCUGAAUUAGCAGAGUCUUUCAUAAAAAGUCUUUUUGGUGUUUUGUAUGAAGUAUAUAGUAGCUCUGCUGGUCCAUCAGUACGACAUAAAUGUAUUCGAGCAUUGCUGAGAAUAAUUUAUUAUUCAUCUUCUGAUCUUUUGCGAAUUGUUUUGAAAAAUCAUGCUGUAUCAAGUCACAUUGCUGCAAUGUUACCAUCUUCUGAUCUUAGAGUAGUUGCUGGUGCUAUUCAAAUGGUUUACAUAUUGAUGGAAAAGCUACCUGAUAUUUUUGCUAUUUACUUCCGUCGAGAAGGUGUUAUUCAUCAAUUAAAGAAGUUAAUCUCUAAUGAUGGAACAAUUAUUGGUGAAGCAAGCCCAAUAAGUGCAUAUAUACCUUCAUCAUCUCCAAAUAAAUCAAGUACAAAUAUAAAAAUUGAGUCUCGAUUACAAUACCAGCUGCAACAACAACAACAGCAGCAGCAGCAGCAGCAGAAUCAACAUCAACAUAAACAUCAACCGCAACAGCAACAACAAAAGCAACAACAACAAACUGGUCAAAGUACUUCAUCGUCUCCGUCAUCUUUAAUUGGUCAAAGUUAUGUGUCAUCUUGCUUUCUAGAAUCUGGAAGUCCCUUGAGUAAUAUAUCACCAUUACAAAGUUUUUCAUCCUCAUGUGGGAUGCCACACGAAGUUUUUACUGCACAAACAAAUGAUAUAAAUAUGGUUAACAACAACAAUAUUAAUAACAAUAAUGAUAAUAACCAAGAAAGUACAAAUGCUACUACUAAUCCAAUUGCCAUUACUACUUCAGCAGCGUCCAAUGCCACUAUUACAGCUACUUCCUCACCAUCAUCAUCGGCAUCGCCUCCAUCAUCAUCACCAUCGUCUGCAACUGGAAUAAUCACAAGAUCAAACAAAUCUCCAGUCUCUAAAACAAAUGAAAAUAUUGUGGAUUCCCGUCUUUUUUUGUUCAUUAGAAGACUUAGUGAUGUCCUUAAACGGAAACGUAGUUCAAAGAAAGGAUCAACAAGUGGUUCACCACCAGCAUCAUCCUCUUCAAGUUCGUCAUCUUCUCUGAGUAGCAACAGCAACAGUAAUAGCUGUAGUAGCAAUAGUAACAGUAGCAGCAUUGGUGGAGUUGCUGGAAGUAUUGGUGGUACAAGCAGUAAUAGUAAUAAUAGCAGUAGUCGAAGUAAAAAUCGAGGUGGAAUCGACUCUUUGUCUAUGCAUUUUAACAAUUGUAUAAAUUCGUCAUCACCAUUGCCAUUAUCCAACAUGCAUGGUAAUAAUCGUGGAGUUAGUGGUGGUGAUUAUGAUCCAAUGACAGCAAAUUUAAGUUCACACUUUUUUUCGACUCCUUAUCUUUCAAUGCCAUUCUUUCCAUACUCUGGAAAUAGUGGUACACCUUCAUCUGGAAAUUCAAGUGCAGCAUCGUCAACUCCAGCAACACCAAAUACAAAUAGCACUGAUGCUCAAACAAAUUACAAUAAUAAUAACAACAAUAAUAAUGUUUUGACGCCAACAUCUUCAAAUAUAAUUGGUCCACAAAGAGGAUUACAUAAUAAUUUGGGAUUAAAUGCUUUUGGUUCUGGUUGUCCAUUUGGUGUAACUCCAUCUUCUUCUUCAUCAUCACCUUUGUCUGGCUCAAACACACUUGGAUUUGGAUCAUCAAGUGGAUUAUCUUUGAAUAAUAAUCCAACUGCUUCAACCUCAACAUCUUCAUCAUCACUCGGAGGAGGCUUACCAGCAGCUCAAGCAGCAGCACAGGCAGCAGCACAAGCAGCGGCAGCAGCAGCAGCCGCCGCAGCCGCAGCUUCCGCAGCAGCAACAGCAACAACAACAAGUCGAGGUAGCAGUCGAUCUUCAUCUAAAUUAAGUUCAGCUGCAGCCAAGACGUCAUCAUUUUUUGCCAAUCUUUAUCCAGCUCGAUGGCGUCGAUGGAAUACUGCAGGUCCCAAUAUAAUUGGUUCUAAUGCAGGUUCAAAUCUAAGUAAUCGUAAAUCGAUGCUGAUUUCCCAAUCACAAGAUCAAUUGGGUCAUCAUCAUCAUCACCAUCAUCAUUCUCACUCCCAUCAUCAUGGCCAUCAUAGUCAUGGUCAUCAUAGUCAUAGUCACCAUCACCACUCUUCUCAUUCACCUUCUUCUUCUUCUCAUUCUCAUCAUAACCACUCACACCAUUCUCAUCAUCAUCUUGCAGGUUCAUCAUCUUCGACAUCAGGAUCACCUCGAUCUCCACAUUCUUCCCAUUCAUCUAAUGGUAAUAAAGAGAAGAUACGAAGUUGGAUAAGAGAACAAGCAAAGGCAUUUGUUGAAAAAUAUUUCAACAAUGAGAAUGAAAUGAAUGAAGCAAUGAGCACAUUAAAUCGUAUUAAUGGAGCAAUAGAAAUAUUUGAAAACAGCUGUGAUUUGGAAGGAUUGAAAGAAUUUCGAAGUGUACUAUUGGAUGGAGACAUUUCUCCAUUUGAAUUAAUUAAUUGUGGAAUAAUUGGUAAAUUAAUUACACAUUUAACUUUCACCGAGGAUGGAGAGGAAGAUAGGAAUAUGAGGAUUCGACGUUUUCUUCAUGUUUUCCUGGGAACUCCUGUUGAUGAUAAUACUGUGAUAAAUGAUGAAAAUGAAUUGAACUUGGAUACUCGGCCAAUGUCAAGUCUUGUCUCAAAAUUAAAUGCUUGUAUCUCACAAUUGGAGCAAUUCCCUGUUAGAGUACACGAUGUGAUUGGAACUGGAACAGGUAACAUAAGGGGGACAAGUGCAUUGAAAUUUUUCAAUACCCAUCAAUUGAAAUGUAAUUUAGUUAGACAUCGAGAUUGUACUACUUUGAAACAAUGGAGAGGUGGACCUGUUAAAAUUGAUCCAUUGGCUUUGGUGCAAGCAAUUGAAAGAUAUUUGCUAUUACGAGGUUAUGGUCGUGUUAAAGAAGAUGAUGAUGAUGGUAAUAGUGAUGAUGAUAAUUCAGAUGACGAUUUUGAGGAUAAUAUGGCAUCAGUUGUGAUGAAUCAGGGCCAAGGUCGUCAUAAGAUACAAUUUUUAAUUGAUGAUCGUAUUCUUCCAUAUAAUAUGACAGUUUAUCAAGCUAUAAGACAAUUUAGUGGAGGAGCAGGUAAUUCUCAAUCAAUUGAUGGUCAUGAAACUGAUACUGAUUUUGAUGGACCAAUGGGUAAUUCAAAUAUGUGGGUAACAACUCAUACAAUAUAUUACCGUUCAUUGAAUGAUAGAUUACCAAGUGUAUCUUAUCCAUCAGCUUCGACAUCUUCAACAAACUCAACUCCAACUUCAACUGCUGGAAUUAUUGGUACUAAUACUAAUACUAAUAACAAUAACAACAACAAUAAUAAUAAUAGUCGAAGUAGUCGAUCUGGACGAGGAACAAUAUCAGCAGCAGCAUUGUUGUCAGAUAUAACGCCAAUAUCAAAUAUGACAAAUACAGUAGGAUCAGGAUCGUCAUCAUCAUCAUCAACACCAUCCUCUUCUGUUUUGAAUCAUCAUUUAACUUGCUCAGGAAAUUGUGCUUCAAACAAUGGUCAUUCCUAUUCUUAUCCUUCCACAUCAACAUCUUCAAUGACACCUUCAUCAUCAACAGCAAUUUCUGCAUCUUCUGGUAUUGGUAGUAGUGGUAUUAAUACUAGUAAUACUACUACCUAUGGACGUCGUGCAGCAUCAAAAUCAGCAAAUAAAAACUCAACAUCAAACUCUCCAUUAUCUUUUCCGUCAUCAAUAUCAUUAUCAUCAUCAUCAUCAUCUGGAUCAAAGAAGAAAGAUGAAUUAUGGCUUGAAGGGAAAACACCAACGAUCUCAUCAAUAGUAUACAAUUAUUUGAUUCCUUCAUUGCCAAAUUGUGUUAAUAUUGAAGAUUCUUCUUUGGAAGUAAUGAGUCUAUUGAGAAUUUUAAAUGCAUUAAAUCGAUGUUGGAGUUGGUUCUACAAUUUAACAAUCAGUUCAAAUCCUGCCAUACCGCAAAGUGAAUUUGUAAAUAGUAAACUAACAGCCAAAGCUAAUCGUCAACUUCAAGAUCCACUUGUGAUAAUGACUGGUAAUUUGCCCCAAUGGUUAUCUCAAAUAGCUUAUGUAUGCCCAUUCCUGUUUCCAUUUGAGACUCGUCAUUUAUUAUUUUAUAUAACAUCAUUUGAUCGAGAUCGAGCUUUACAACGUCUUUUAGAUACAACACCAGGAUUGAAUAGUAGUGAUACUAGUGAACGAGUAACACCGAGAUUGGAUAAAAGAAAGAAAACUGUAACUCGUGAAGAUAUUUUACGACAAGCUGAAUCAGUAUUUCAUGAUAUUGGUAAUUCAAAGGCAUUGUUGGAAAUUCAAUAUGAGAAUGAAGUUGGAACUGGAUUAGGUCCAACAUUGGAAUUUUAUGCUUUAGUUUCAAAAGAAUUACAACGAGCUGAUUUAGAUAUGUGGAGAGGUGAAGCAAUUACUUCGUCAAGUGUGAUUAUGCCUCUUUCAUAUUCAAAUGAUAAAUUAGCAACAACAGGAUCACCACAUUAUGGAUCUAAUGAGAUGAUGAUUGAUAUAAAUCAAUUGCUCAAGAAUGAUGUUACCAAAACAAAUCGUAAACAUUGUAAUACUAAUCUUAUUCAACAAAACCAACAACCAGAAUCAGAAUCAGAAUCAGAACAAGAAUCAGAACCAAAAUCAUCAAUCACACCGUCAUCACCAAAAUCAACAACACCAGCAGCAACAGCAACAACAACAACAACAACAAUUAUUGUUACAACAACAAGCACAACAAGCCAUUCAUAUAUUUACUCUUCUGAAGGUUUAUUUCCAUCUCCAGUUGGUAAAUCAACAAAAACUACCUCUUUGUCCAAAUUAAAAAGUAGAUACAGACUACUUGGAAAGUUUAUGGCCAAAGCAUUAUCUGACUCAAGAAUGGUUGAUAUACCUUUAAGUAUACCAUUUUACAAAUGGCUUUUGGGUCAAGAAUCCACUCUAAAUGUGUCAGAUAUGCAUUUUAUUGAUUCAACUUUAGCAAAAUCUGUAACAAAUAUGUAUUUAAUUGCACAAAAGAAAAAUCUCAUGGAAAGAGGAGUUUCUGGACUUAACCGAGAAUCCUUAACUUUAAGUGGAGUUGAAAUUGAAGAUCUUCAUCUUGAUUUUACUUUGCCUGGUUUCCCACAAAUUGAACUACGUAAAGGAGGUAAAGACAUGUCUGUUACAUUGGAAAAUAUAGACCAAUAUUUACGAUUAAUGGUACAUUGGACAAUGGUUGAAGGAGUAUCUCGACAAAUGGAAGCUUUCAGAGAAGGAUUUGAAUCUGUUUUAUCAUUAGCACAACUGCAAAUAUUUUAUCCAGAAGAAUUGGAACAACUUUUCUGUGGUUGUAGUCACCAAUCAUGGGAUUUAAAAACACUGAUUGAUUGUUGCCAUCCAGAUCAUGGUUAUACCUAUGACAGUCGAGCAAUUAAAUAUUUAUUUGAAGUACUAUCGUCAUUUAAUGGUGAUGAACAACGUAAAUUCCUACAAUUUGUGACUGGUUCUCCUCGUCUUCCUGUUGGAGGAUUGAAAAGCUUAACACCUCCGUUAACUGUUGUACGAAAAACUUUUGAACCUGGUGAAAAUCCUGAUAAUUAUCUUCCUAGUGUAAUGACUUGUGUAAAUUACUUGAAACUACCAGAUUACUCUAGCAUUGAAAUAAUGCGAGAAAAACUAUUGUUUGCUGCAAACGAAGGACAACAUUCUUUCCACCUCUCUUAGAAAAAAAAUCUUUCCUCUCAAAAAUUCUGUCUAUUAUGAUACAAAAAGAUUCUUUUCUUGCUCUCUCUCUCUCUCUCUCUCUCUCUCUCUCUCUCUCUCUAUCUUCUUUCUCUUUGCUCUAAUGUUGUUAAAAUUUUCUCUGUCCAAAUUGCAACUCUGUUGAUGGCCAUACAAAAAAAUUUGAUCAAUAUCUAAAAAACCUAUGUAUGCAAUUUCUUAACAAUAUUCAUUCUCAAACCAUUAAUCUUAUAUUCAAAUAAACAUAAACUUUUUCGUUCAACUCAA
This is a messenger RNA of Tetranychus urticae (two-spotted spider mite), 7884 nucleotides long. The record is from RefSeq and is a predicted model, not a curated record. Lineage: Eukaryota; Metazoa; Arthropoda; Arachnida; Trombidiformes; Tetranychidae.